This is a messenger RNA of Neodiprion fabricii, 2403 nucleotides long. Its product is annotated as caseinolytic peptidase B protein homolog. The transcript is spliced from 10 exons. The record is from RefSeq and is a predicted model, not a curated record. Gene Ontology annotation, molecular function: ATP binding; protein binding; ATP hydrolysis activity. Lineage: Eukaryota; Metazoa; Arthropoda; Insecta; Hymenoptera; Diprionidae. Bases 375 to 2333 code for a protein of 652 amino acids. Gene Ontology annotation, biological process: cellular response to heat. Gene Ontology annotation, cellular component: cytoplasm; mitochondrion.
UUUGAGGUUAACUAAUACACUUGUUUCAAAAACAAGUUUUCCCUGCCGCCGCAUUAUAUUUGGCAUUACUUUUAUUUUAUUAAUGUAGCCGAUAUAGCGCUUCCGAAUAAUUUUCGUAGAGUUAAUUUGAUAUCCAUGGAGUAAUAUCAGGUAAUAUUACUACUUCUGAAAGGGUUCCACAGAUUACAUCAGUCGAUUCUCGCAGCUCAUCACCAUGGCAACGAUUCUAUUCCAGCGCGAUGGACGCCCGCGUAAAAUUAACGAUGUAACGCAAUUAAUUUGUCAAGAUAAUUCGGUGAUAUUAUUUAAGUUCAAGUAACAAAAAAAUAAAAAAAUUAAAAAUAAAACAACGAUAAGUGUCAAAAUUAAUCAAAAUGUCACACCUGUGUAACCCGAAAUUUCAUCCGUUUAUAAAAUGUUCAAAGAGUUUCGAAAUGUUGUUUAAUAAUUCUUUAAAUAUAACCAAGAACAGAAAAGUCAGAGACACUUUAUAUCAGCAUAGAAGAGGUUAUGCACAAUAUUUAGCAAAAUCAAGAAUAUCUCACAUUUAUCCAAUCUACAAGUUACUAGACUCUGUUCUCUCUUCGCAUUCUGUAACGCCGAAAAAUAAUCUGUCAAGACCUAACGAUAAACCUAACCGCCACUCGGGAAAACAUGGUUAUAAAAAUUUUGGUCUACUUUUAAGCGGGUUCGGUUUAGUGGCAGCCCUCUGCGAAUCUCCCGGUCACACCAAAGUUGAUCUUACAGAGAAACGGUUUCUGCGAGCAGCCAAGUUUGGAAACAUACCCGAACUUAAAAAGGUCUUGUCAGAAGGUGUUGAUGUGAAUACAAGGCAUUCCUUAGGAUGGACCGCGCUGCAAACUGCUGCAAUUAAUGCUCAAGUCGAUACGGUUAAGUUCUUAUUGGAAAAAGGAGCUGAUCCCAACGCAGGCGAUGGUUUUGUCAACGUGUACAGAACUGCUCUGGAAAAAGGAUUACAUUCCCUGGACGUGCUUAUGAAGCGCGAGGAAGAAUUCUCUGACCGUUUGAAUAACAGAGCAAGUUUCCAAGGUUUUACUGCUCUACAUUACGCAGUAUUAGCUGAUUCCACGGCGUGUGUACAGGCUUUAUUAGAUGCUGGAGCAAAUCCAACGAUAGAAAACGAAUCUGGUUAUAGAGCCGUUGAAUACGCUAGAGAUGGUGAGAUGAAAGAAAUCCUUAUCAAGCACGCUCUUAAGUAUGAUGAAAUACUGAAAAGAAAGGAGGCUGAGGAGCGAAGGCGGUUCCCCUUGGAACAAAGAUUGAAACAACAUAUUGUAGGACAAGAAGGUCCUAUAUCUAUAGUUGCCUCAACAAUAAGAAGAAAAGAAAAUGGGUGGGUUGACGAGGAACAUCCUUUAGUAUUUCUGUUCCUGGGGUCAUCGGGUAUUGGAAAAACAGAACUGGCAAAACAAUUAGCAGCUUACAUUCACAAUAAGCCAGACGGAUUCAUCCGACUCGACAUGUCUGAGUAUCAAGAAAAACAUGAAAUGGCUAAACUAAUAGGAGCACCACCAGGAUACGUCGGGCACGAUGAUGGUGGUCAGUUAACAAAAUUGUUGAAAAAGUGUCCAAAUGCAGUUGUCUUAUUUGAUGAAGUGGACAAAGCUCAUCCCGAUGUUCUCACAGUUCUUCUACAACUUUUUGAUGAGGGUAGAUUGACUGAUGGAAAAGGUAAGACAAUAGAGUGUAAAGAUGCGAUAUUUGUGAUGACGUCAAACUUGGCUAGCGAGGAGAUAGCUGAGUACGCGAUGCAACUCCGUGCAGAGGCUGAGCGAGUCCUAACACAGAGAUUAGAUAAAAAGUCAGACGAAGACCAAGAGCCAGAGCAGAUUGAAAUAUCUAGAAACUUCAAGGAUCGAGUGGUGCGUCCUAUACUGAAAGCACAUUUUCGCAGAGACGAAUUCUUGGGACGAAUAAAUGAAAUCGUUUACUUCCUGCCAUUUUCGAGAUCAGAAUUGAUACGGCUUGUGAGUAGGGAACUAGAAGCAUGGGCUGUCAGAGCACGCGAAAAACACAUGGUAGACUUGAAGUGGGAUAGAGAAGUGGAGUCUGUAUUGGCAGACGGAUACGACACCCACUAUGGCGCAAGGUCUAUUAAGUACGAGGUGGAGCGGCGUGUUGUCAAUCAGUUAGCCGCAGCUCAUGAACGUGGCCAAUUAGGAAAGGGCUGCUGUGUUCAGCUGAAAACAAGGUGGCACGAGAAUGGAGCUAGUAUCUGCUUGUCGGUUCGACCACCUGGUGUCAAAGAUUUUGUGGACAUAGUUGACACUGAUAAUCUCAAUCUGAUAAAAAAAGUAAAUUCUGUAUUUUGAAAUGUAAAUAAUAUAACACAUGUAAUACAUCUAUCCAAUAAAAAGAACCCAGAGAAAAAAUACAACAAAA